This is a messenger RNA of Pezoporus flaviventris, 2503 nucleotides long. RefSeq names its product Bardet-Biedl syndrome 2 (gene BBS2). The record is from RefSeq and is a predicted model, not a curated record. The transcript is spliced from 17 exons. Gene Ontology annotation, cellular component: BBSome; membrane; motile cilium. Gene Ontology annotation, molecular function: protein binding. Bases 30 to 2189 code for a protein of 719 amino acids. NCBI's taxonomy places the organism in Eukaryota, Metazoa, Chordata, Aves, Psittaciformes, Psittacidae. Gene Ontology annotation, biological process: non-motile cilium assembly.
CGUCCCUGCAUAGCCCGCCUGGCCCCGCCAUGCUGGUGCCCGUGUUCUCGCUGAAGCUCAGCCACAAGAUCCUGCCCCGCAUGGUGGCGCUGGGCCGGUACGAUGGGACGCACCCCUGCCUGGCGGCCGCCACGCAAGCGGGCAAGGUUUUUAUUCAUAAUCCUCAUGCCCGUGGGCAGAGAACAAGCACAAACCGAAUGGUGCAAAGUAAUCAAGACUCUGACAUUUCCCUUCUCAACAUUAAUCAAGCAAUCAGUUGUCUUGCUUCAGGAGUGCUGAACCCUCAGCUUGGUUAUGAUUGUCUUCUGGUUGGAACACAGACUAAUUUGUUGGCUUAUGAUGUGUAUAACAACUCAGAUUUGUUUUACAGAGAGGUUUCAGAUGGAGCCAAUGCAAUAGUCCUUGGGAAGCUGGGAGAUAUUUCUUCUCCAGUUGCUAUUAUUGGUGGAAACUGUGCCCUGCAGGGCUUUGAUUAUGAAGGAAACGACCUUUUUUGGACAGUUACUGGAGACAAUGUUCGUUCAUUAGCACUGUGUGAUUUUGAUGGUGAUGGCAAAACUGAGCUUCUUGUUGGCUCUGAAGAUUUUGACAUCCGGGUGUUCAAACAAGAUGAGAUCGUGGCAGAAAUGUCAGAGACGGAGACUGUUACUGCACUUAACCCCAUGUGUGGCAGUCGGUUUGGUUAUGCUCUUUCUAAUGGAACAGUCGGAGUUUACGAGAAGACAAACCGUUACUGGAGGAUUAAGUCUAAAAACCAAGCGAUUAGCAUACGUGCAUUUGACCUGAACUCUGAUGGUGUAUCUGAGUUGAUCACUGGCUGGUCCAAUGGGAAGGUUGAUGCACGCAAUGACCGAACUGGGGAGGUCAUCUUUAAGGACAACUUUGCUUCCUCAAUUGCAGGAGUGGUGGAGGGGGAUUACAGAAUGGAUGGGAGCAACCAGUUAAUCUGCUGUUCAGUUGAUGGUGAAAUCCGAGGCUAUCUGCCAGGAGGUGAGGAGAUGAAAGGAAACCUAAUGGAUACAAGUGCUGAGCAGGAUCUGAUCCGAGAACUUAGUCAAAAGAAACAAAAUCUGCUGCUGGAAUUAAGAAAUUAUGAGGAAAGUGCAAAGGUCGAGCUGAACACUAAGAAAAUAGAUGGGCAGAGAGGUGUGAUUCCAGCAAAUACCCAACUCCAGACAGCCCUCUUGGUUAAUCUGGGCUCUGACAGCCGGUCUGCCCAUGUGGAGCUAUGUAUUUCCACCACAAAUGACACAAUCAUCCGUGCUGUGCUGAUCUUUGCUGAGGGCAUAUUUGAAGGAGAGAGCCAUGUAGUACACCCCAGUCCCCAGAAUCUCUCAGGCUGUAUUCGUGUUCCCCUUACACCAGCCAAGGAUGUUCCUGUGGAUUUGCACAUCAAAGCCUUUGUGGGUUACAGGAACAGCACACAGUUCCAUGUAUUUGAGUCGACAAGACAGCUUCCCCGCUUCUCAAUGUAUGCCCUGAGCAGCCCAGACUCAGCCGCAGAGCCCCUGAGCUUUCUUAACUGUACGAUGAGCGAGAGGCCACAAAGGAUUGUUAUGUGGCUGAAUCAGAGCUUCUUGCUACCGGAGGAUGUGGAAUUUCAGAGCGUUCCCUUUCAGGUUUGCUUCACUUCCCUUCGUAAUGCAGGCCAGCUCUGCAUCAAAAUCAAGCCUGGCGGAGAGAUUUCCAUCCAUACGGAUGAUAUUGAUCUAGCUGGUGAUAUUAUCCAGUCCAUGGCCUCCUUUUUGGCCAUUGAAGACCUGCAGGUGGAAGCAGAUUUCCCUGCCUACUUUGAGGAACUGCGAAAGGUGUUGGUCAAGGUGGAUGAACACCAUGCUGUGAACCAGAGGCUCACUGCCGACAUGGCUGAACACUCCAGACUCAUCCGCAGCAUGCUGCUUCAAGCAGAAGAUGCACGAUGCCUGGGGGACAUGAAAAACAUGAAGACACGUUACAUCGAGCUGUAUGAUCUUAACAGAGAUUUAAUAAGUCAAUACAAAAUACGUUGCAACAAUCACACAGAGCUGCUGAAUAACCUGAAAGCUGUGAAUCAGGCAAUCCAGAGGGCUGGGCAGUUACGUGUUGGCAAACCUAAAGCACAAGUGAUCAGUGCUUGUCGGGAUGCAAUAAGAAGCAACAACUUUCAUACACUGUUCAGGAUAAUGCGUGUGGGAGCAGCCCCUUUGUGAGAAGAGAAGCAGGACUUGCACAGAGGCAGCGUUUGCAGGCAGAUAACAGACCAGGAACAAUAAACAAUUUAGUCUCCUACUCUCUAGCAUGAACUCAUUGCAAAGGUAGCAUUGUAGUUAAGCUAUCAGGUGCGAUGUUAUUACACAAGUCAAAGCUUCGUGAAGGAAGCAUUAGUUUAAGUGUAGAUGUGAUAUUUAUGCAAGACAGGUAUAACUUCAGUUAUUUUUCUUACAGUAACUUAUUUAUGUAUUUUAAUAUAUUUUGUAGUUAAGGCAUUGUCCUUUUUCCAUUAAAACAUAGAUUGGUUUGAUAA